CUUACAUCGGAUCAACCUUACCCAUCCCGGAUUCGAUCCCACGACCUCUCAGGUUUGGGACCAGUGUCUUAACAGAGAGAGCCACAUUAGUUGACACACAUUUGAUAAGCCACAGAAGAGACGUUAAGGUGUGAGAAUGUUCACAAAAGCAUCAGACCACGUGCUAACCAAUUAAUCAAGCUGCACCUGGUCUUAAAUUGACAGUAUAUCAGGGAGAGAGCAUGUGCUGCUCAGUUUAUCUGUUUUUCUACAGAAGGUAUGUUUGUUUUAAAAGUGUCUGUGUGUUAAUUAUUUCUUCUUAGUUUGGAUUGUGGAUUUUUUGCUGAAGUGUUUAAUAUGUUCAUUUUGUUUGUUUUUUGUAAUGACCAAGUGUUCAAAGUGCCAACUCAUUUUAAGUGUUUUCUCUUUACUUUAAUUAGUUUUCUUAUUAUGGUAGUCUAUUGUUUGAUAUGUAAUACAAUUCUGGAUUUCAUUGGAAGGUAAUUUAAUGUUUAAUAUUAGGGAUUUUGUGUGUUUUUGGAAAAGCGACGCACAAGAGUUUAGUAAUUCUGAUUCAGAUUGUUUGCAAAUUAUUUAAACAAAGUAAUUUAGUCUUCGUAGUCUACACUAUAUUUUAUUUAAAAUGGUCUCUUUAAUUGAUAAUUUAAUAAAGAGUUUAUUUAACUGUGAAAAUUAUUUAUUUUAUUUUUUUGUGAAAUGUGUAAUUUGAAUAUAUGCUAAACAAUACUUUCUUCUUUUUAUGUGUGCUGGUGUAUUAACAAGAGUGAGUUGAGGUAACAUUUAUAAUUCUUAUAUAUGUAAAAAUAAUUUGAUUGUACUUUUUAAAUGUAUGUUAAGUUCUUAAAACUUAUCACUCUUCUUUCUUGCAUGUGCUGGUACACUGGUAAAAGACAGUUGAGGUAUGUCAAACUUUUCAAACUUUAUUAAAAUGCACUUAGAAUAUACUGCUGAAGUAAAUGUAUAACAAAGCAUGCCUGACAAGUAUACCGUGUGUGUGUGUGUGUGUGUGUGGUGGUGCACUGGUUAAAGACUGUGAGCUGAGGUAAGGCAUCUUUUUGUAACCAUUUAAAAAUAAUUUGGAAUAUUCUGCUGAAGUAAAUGUUUCAAUGCAUAACAAAGCAUGCCUGACAAGUAUACCUUUUGUGUGUGUGUGUGUGGUGGUGCACUGGUUAAAGACUGUGAGCUGAGGUAAGGCAUCUUUUUGUAACCAUUUAAAAAUAAUUUGGAAUAUUCUGCUGAAGUAAAUGUUUCAAUGCAUAACAAAGCAUGCCUGACAAGUGUAUUUUUUUUGUGUGUGGUGGUGCACUGGUUAAAGACUGUGAGCUGAGGUAAGGCAUCUUUUUGUAACCAUUUAAAAAUAAUUUGGAAUAUUCUGCUGAAGUAAAUGUUUCAAUGCAUAACAAAGCAUGCCUGACAAGUGUAUUUUUUUUGUGUGUGAUGGUGUACUGGUUAAAGACUGCGAGCUGAGGUAAGGCAACUUUUUGUAACUAUUAAAGAAUUUAGAAUCUACUGUGAAAUGUAUAACCUAGCAUGCCUGACAAGUAUACCUUUUGUGUGUGUGUGUGUGGUGGUGCACUGGUUAAAGACUGCGAGCUGAGGUAAUUCAACUUUUUGUAACCAUUUAAAAAAACAAUUUAAAAUAUACUGCUGAAGUAAAUGUUUAAAUGUAUAACAAAGCAUAGCUGGCAAGUAUGCCUUUUCUUUCACGUGUGGUGGCACAUUGGUCAAAGACUGCGAGGUAAGUCAAACAUUGUUUAGAAUAUACUGCUAAAGUGCAUUUAAAUGUAUAACAAACCAUAGCUCACAAAUGUAUCUUUUUCUUUUGUGUGGUGGUGCACUGGUUAUAGACUGCGAGUUGAAGUUAAAUGCUUGCUUUUUUCAUAGCAAAAUUAAGACCGUAUCCAUGUGUGCUGGGCAGUGUUAAGAUAUUAAUCAGUACUUGUGUCUUGUCAAGGGCUUAUGUGAAUAUGUUGCUGGUCACAAAAUCUUGCAUUGAUAUUUUAAUUAAGAAACAUUUCUUAUUCUCUUUCCAUUCCUGUUAAUGUUAGUACAUAUUUUUAUGUUAAUCAUUUGAACUGUUUGAAUAGCUACAGUGUAAUCAGGUUCUGAUGCUUUAAGAAUUGAGAAGUACAUGUAGUAAUUCUGUUUCCGUGUUCACAGAUGCCGCGACCAACGAAGAGGUCGACAAUAGCCAAACGGCUAUAUGCACAGCGAUGUGCAAGUACAGAGGCUGCACCGCUUCCUCUUAAAAUAACUGAAGCAGAGUUUCCACCCCUUCCUCUUAAAAAAAGGGCAGAGGCUGCACGACCACCUCUUAAAACAUACAAGGCCGAGGUAACGCCGCUUCCUCGUAAAAAAAUGGCCGACUGCUCCGGCAGUUGUAAUCCUGGCCCCACCCAGCAGGUUCCACCCUGUCCUGCAAAAACAAACGGGAAAGAGGCUGCGACGCUUCCUCUCAAAAUAAGUCAAGCCAAGGUUAUGCCCACUCCUUGUAAAAAAAAAGGCCGGUUUUGCCAUCGUGUAGAAACCACCCCUCAACAGGUUCCACCCCUCCCUGUGGGUACAAUUUGGGUAGAGGCAAAAACGCUCCCUCUUAAAACAAGUCGAGCCGAGGUUAUACCACAUCCUCGUAUAAAAAAAGGUCGGUUUUGCCAUCGUGUAGAAACCACCCCUCAACAGGUUCCACCCCUCCCUGUGGGCGCGAUUGGGGUAGAGGCAAAUACGCUCCCUCUUAAAACAAGUCGAGCCGAGGUUAUGCCACAUCCUCGUAAAAAAAUAGGCGGUUUUUGCCAUCGUGUAGAAACCACCCCUCAACAGGUUCCACCCCUCCCUGUGAAUCCAAUUGGGGUAGAGGCUGCACCGCUCCCUCUUAAAAGAAAGCGAGCACCAACCAAUGAGCGAACCCGUUCAUUGGAUAACUAUACAAUCUCAUUUACUUCUCAUGAAAUCUCAUUUACUUCUCAUGAAAUCUCAUAUACUUCCAACAAACUAUCAGAAAACAACCCAAAUUUCCACAGGUCUGAUCAAUCUCAUAGUUCCAGAGAAUCUGAAGAAAGGUUUGCUAUCCCAUCAAAAUUGAAUGCGAAUGCUUUGAACACUUUAAAUGUGUGCGCUGAUUCUCCACAGAAAGCAGUGCUAAAAGGUUCUUUUAAUCAAGCUGAUGCCCGCUUUGGUGAUUCCAGUUUUCCAUCCACGUCUGGUAAAGCCCUUUACAGUGAAGUAUUAAAACGCUCACCCAAGGUCUGUGAAUCCGUAAAUACUGAGGUAAGGCCAUCUGAUUUUCAAGUAGACUCUGGCAAACCCCGGCAACCCCAGAUGAAGCACCCCAUGAAAACCCAACUAAAAUCCAUGAAAAAACCUAUCCAAACUGAACAAAACAUUCCUGCAAUUUGCCAUGAAAGUGCUUGUUGUGAUUUUCCACAGAAAUCCAUGCUAAGAGGGUCUUUUGAUCAAGCUGAUGCCCGCUUUGGAGAUUCACGCAACAGGCAGUGUGGAGCCAUCGGUCUCACAGCAGUGUUGAAAAGCAAGCUGAAGAAUGUGCUGACGUGGACUACACAAGAUCUGGACGCUGUCUUGGUUGAAGGAACACGUCUUUACGAGUCUCUAAGAAAACAUGGUAACAUAAAAGACAGAGAAGUCAAGGGUAGGAAUUACAUUGCAGUCCAUGAAUUACCGAGGAGACACAUGUUGGGUAAUACUACGUUUUCCAUCGAGUACACUCCGUCUCUGACUGGUUUUGUUAAUGUCAAUGAGUACCACGAGUAUGACCAUGCCAUAAGCACUGUAGCCAUGCCACUUGAUGUAGCCCUUCAGCAAACUCUACUGAGUGCUGAUGCUUUCUUGUUAACCAUUUGUGCCAACACAUCUGCAGUUAUUAAGCAGGGGUCAUGGUAUGCAGUCGUUGACUCUCAUGCCAUCAGGACAGACACAAGUUGUGUAGUCUAUCACAGUACCAUAGAGUCUCUGUACAACUAUAUCAAUGACAUGGCACAGUUGUUUGGGGAACCUGAGCCACCAUUUGAGAUAACUGGAGUUCUGGUUCAUGCAGAUGCAGAAGUGUCUGAUCCGCUGCAAGAAGCAGGCAGCAGCAGUUUCCCAUGCUCUUCCGGUAAAGCCCUCUACAGUGACGUCUUAAAACGCACACCAAAGAUCGUUGGCACAUGUGAUAUGUGGAAGUGAAGAGAAACACUUGAAGGUUCGCCGUGCAGUUGUGAAACAUCUAAAGAUGAAUACUCCGCUGUUUGAGAGGUACGUGAGACGUGAGUAUUCUUCAGCAGAGGAUUAUCUGACACGAUCUAGAAUGUUUUAUUCUGGCUCAUGGGUAACCGAAAUUGACAUAUUUGUUGCGGCUGAUCUUUUCAAAACCACCAUAAUGACUUUUAAUGACAGCCGAUGGAAUGCACACAAACCUACCGGAGAGGUAUCCACUCAGAAUGCAAUUUAUCUGAAACACUGUAACCGUAAUCAUUAUGAAGUUGUGACAUGUGUUAAGCACAGGGAUCGAGAUGCUGUUUGUGCAGGAGCAUGUGGAAAUGUGGUGUCAAAUGAGGUCAGCAAACCAUGUCUGCGCAAAAGAAAGGUAAGCGAUGCUGCAGAAUGUUGUCCAAACAAAAGACAUCGGGAGAGAUAUCGCAACGACAGUGAGUACAGACAAAAAAAGCUGAAGCACGAGAAGUCAAA
Messenger RNA from Carassius gibelio (silver crucian carp), 4680 nucleotides. RefSeq lists its product as uncharacterized. The coding region runs from base 2161 to 4179 and encodes 672 amino acids. The transcript has 2 exons. NCBI's taxonomy places the organism in Eukaryota, Metazoa, Chordata, Actinopteri, Cypriniformes, Cyprinidae. The record is from RefSeq and is a predicted model, not a curated record.